AUGGCUCGUAGCAUUGAUCUCAAGUUUAUAGCAGACCUAUCGGUACUCGUGGGUACUGGUAUCUCAGUAUACUAUUUGGUGUCGAAACUCCUGAACGAAACGGAUGGAAAUUCGCUGUUUGGGAGGUCGAAAGAGGCCCGGGAAAAGCAGUCGCACACCUGGGACAGUUUGGUCGCAGUGCGGCCUCAGUUGCGCGACGUGAAGCUAAGCUCAUAUGAACGCAGUGUUCUGUCGUCAGUGGUACUGCCGCAAGACAUAGAAGUGUCGUUUUCGGACGUGGGAGGCCUGGAAGAGAUCGUAGAAGAACUCACAGAAUCCGUUAUUUGUCCGCUAACGAUGCCAGAAUUGUACACUUCGAUGGGAUCUUCCAAGGGAGAGGGGCUUUUGACGGCCCCUCGCGGUGUGCUGCUGUAUGGACCGCCCGGUUGCGGCAAAACAAUGGUCGCCAAAGCACUGGCAAAAGAAAGUGGAGCCACGUUCGUUUCGCUGCGCAUGUCUUCGAUCCUGGACAAGUGGUACGGCGAGUCCAACAAGAUUGUGGACGCCGUGUUCUCGCUCGCCAACAAGAUCCAGCCGUGCAUUGUUUUCAUCGACGAGAUCGACUCGUUUUUGCGCGAACGGGCCUCCUCGGACCACGAAGUGACUGCCAUGCUCAAAGCCGAGUUCAUGACACUGUGGGAUGGUUUGACCUCCAACGGCCGCGUGCUGGUCCUGGGUGCCACCAAUCGCAUGUCUGAUAUCGACUCGGCGUUUUUAAGAAGACUCCCUAAGCGUUUUGCCAUACCGUUGCCUGGCGCCCAGGAAAGACGCCAGAUCCUCACCAUUCUGCUGCAAGGCUCCGAAUUGAACCCUCAAGAAUUCGAUUUGGACACUAUUGUGGCUGCCACACGCAACAUGUCGGGCUCGGACCUGAAGGAACUGUGUCGAGAUGCUGCUUUGAACGCUGCUCGCGAAUAUAUUCGUCAGAAACGGCAAAUGGCCUCUUCUGACAGCGAUGUGGAAACCAAGAAUAUGCCAAAGGGUAUAAGACCGCUGAAAACUUCCGAUUUUUCCAAAAACUUAAGCAUUCAAGCCCGCAUACCGCUUGGUUCAGCAGGUCUGGAUUAA
Molecule: messenger RNA, 1107 nt
Organism: Lachancea meyersii CBS 8951
Lineage: Eukaryota; Fungi; Ascomycota; Saccharomycetes; Saccharomycetales; Saccharomycetaceae
Source: the annotation of a GenBank genome assembly